Messenger RNA from Rhagoletis pomonella (apple maggot), 3895 nucleotides. RefSeq lists its product as uncharacterized. The transcript is spliced from 2 exons. The record is from RefSeq and is a predicted model, not a curated record. Bases 1555 to 2898 code for a protein of 447 amino acids. Lineage: Eukaryota; Metazoa; Arthropoda; Insecta; Diptera; Tephritidae.
UUCUCUGUGCUACCAUGAUCACGUUUUUCUGCUAUAAUAAGCAAUAGAUUAAAACUCCCUACCACAAACUCAAACUUUGAAAUUUCGGGAAUGGGUGGAAGAGUAAUACAAAACUCUAAUAAAAUCUGUUCAUUAACCCUGAUUUCCCCCAAUGCGGAUGUAAGAAUAAAAGCACAAGCUAUAGUUCUGCCGCAACUAACAAAUAUGCUUCCAAGCUAUAAAAUAAACGACAAAGAUCGUCAAAAAUUCGCCUACCUCAAAUUAGCGGAUCCCAACUGUCACACCCCCGCGAAAGUUGAUAUCCUAUUAGGCAGCGACCUAAUACCCCAAUUAAUACUAGAAGGCAUUGAAAAAAUUUCAAAUACCCUGUUAGCCCAAAAUACCAUCUUUGGAUGGAUACUAAGCGGCCAAGUAAGUGAAAAAUAUCGGUAUUCACAACUUAAGUUGAAGAUAUUUCAAACGAAUACCUCAAUUCUCAAUUAAAAAGAUUUUGGGAGUUAGAAGAACUCCCGCCCAUACAAGUCACUACACCAGAAGAUAAAGCUUGCGAAGAUUACUACAAAGCCACAACAACGCGAGCACAUAAUGGUUGAUAUGUAGUACGACUUCCAUUUAAGCCAGAAUUCCCAGACACACUCGCCCUAGGUCGCUCCCGAACCCCUGGGCUUCAGCAGUUUUUAAGUAUGGAAAAAACCCUACUUAAAAAGGCGAGCUUAAAUCAGCAUACGAUGGUGUUCUGGAAGAAUAUCUAGACUUAGAUCAUAUGAAAAAAAUAAGUCCAUAUGAAAAGAUAACAAAAGGUAAAUACACCUCAUUUUAUCUACCCCAUCAUGCGGUUGUAAAAUCAGACAAAAAAACAACCUAGGUAAGAGUAGUCUUCAACGCCUCGAAAUGUACAAGUUCGGGAAAUUCCUUAAAUGACAUUUUGUACACAGGACCCACAUUACAACCUGAUUUAAUGCUUCUGAUUUUAAAGUGGCGUAUGUUCAAAUACGUAUUUAACGGAGACGUCGAAAAAAUGUAUCGACAAAUAUUCGUACAUAAGGACGAUCAAGACUUUCAGCGCAUUAUAUUUCGAAAUUCACCAAAUACUCCAAUAUGUGACUAUAAACUCAAAACGGUGACAUUUGGCGUAAAUUGCGCCACCUUUCUUGCCAUUCGAACGCUUCACGAAUUGGCAAACGAUAUAAAAGAAAAAUUACCCCUAGCAACCCCGGUGUUAAAAACACAAACAUAUGUGGAUGAUAUCCUGUCUGGAAGCCACAGCUUACCCCAAGCGUAUGAAGCACUAUGACAAGUAAUACAAGCCCUCAACUCAGCAGGGUUCCCCCUAAAAAAGAUAACCGCCAAUCACCCCGAAAUCCUAAAAGAUAUAAAUAAAGAACAGAUAGAAAAGGAAAGUACAACAAAAACCCUGGGCAUACAAUGGAAUGCGAUCUCAGAUAAAUUCUCAUAUACUCUUGAGUCAAUUCUGCUCAAUCCGCAAUAACUAAAAGACAAAUUCUGUCGGCUGUAGCGAAACUUUUUGACCCCGAAGGAUGGCUUUCGCCAAUUAUGAUACAAGCGAAAAUCCUGAUACAAGAAUUAUGGCCAGACGGAACCGAAUGGGAUGAGCAAGUGACACCACUUCGCUUGGCAAAAUGGUCUCAAUUUGCUAAUAACUUGCAUGCUAUUUCCGAGAUACAAAUCCCUCGAUGGAUAAAUUACUCACCAGAAUACCAAGUAGAACUGCACGGCUUCUGCGACGCCUCUGAAAAGGCAUAUUGCGCAACUAUAUAUGUGCGCACCCAAACUAACAGCACAAUUUCAAGCCAUUUACUAGUAGCAAAGGCCAAGGUGGCACCUCUUAAAACACUCAGUCUACCACGACUUGAACUCUGUGGCGCGCUACUACUCGCAAAAUUAGCCUCCACUGUGCAAACGCAUUUAAACAUGACCAAUGAAAAGUUAUAUCUAUGGUUAGACUCAGAGAUCGUCAUAGCUUGGUUAGAAAAACCACCCCACUCAUGGAAAACAUAUGUUUCCAAUCGCACAGCCCAAAUACUUGAUUUAGUUCGGCCACCAACUUGGCGAUAUGUAGCCAGUGCUGAUAACCCCGCCGAACUUGGCACGAGAGGUUGCAAGCCCCUGCACCUCGCCACCACCUCACUCUGGUGGAACGGCCCCAGCUGGCUAAUAGAAUCACAACAAUCCCCCAUACGCAACAUAAUUGCCCCAGAAAGUCGAAAAGUUGAAACCUUUCACACAAAAUUGGAUGACGCUGACAUCCUAGAACGAUUUUCCUUGUUCCCCCGUGCCCUAAGGGUAGUCGCCUAUAUGCUAAAAUUCGUAGAGCGCCUCAAAAAUAAGGUGAAGAAAACACCGAAUUCCCCAGAUAACAUGUUAACGCACCAAGACCUACAAAAAGCAAAGGUUUCCCUUGUUGCAUAUACUCAAACGCGCUAUUUCAGCCGCGAAAUGUCAAUGCUAAGAGAAUCAAAACCAGUUGACCAAAAGAGUCAAAUCUUAGUACUCAAUCCAUUUUUAGACACGAAAGGUCUGCUUCGUGCUAAUGGACGGCUAGCGAACUCCAGCCUCACAUAUAACGAACGCCACCGCAUAAUAAUACCAGAGAAAUCCCCCUUUGCAACUUUAUACCUCAGAUUUCUCCACUUAUUAAUGCUACAUUGCGAACAUCGCCUCAUGCAACAAAUGGUCCAACAAGAAUAUUAUAUUCCACGACUAAAGCCACAGAUCAAAAAAUGCAUAUUUAUGUGUAAAGUCUGCACUAUACAUAAGCAGAAGAUGCGCACGCAGAUCAUGGCAGCUCUUCCACCUGAACGCUGCACUUUCGCUCUGCCCUUCACUACCACUGGUGUUGACUUUACUGGGCCUUUCCAGAUAAGGCUUCCAUGUUAAUGACUUCAACCUUUACGAAGGGUUAUGUGGCUGUCUUUGUAUGCUUUACGACAAAGGCAGUACACUUCGAGCUAUGUUCUGAUCUGACCACUGCAGCUUUUCUUGCGGCAUUUGCUCGCUUCGUCGGACGGCGAGGAUUUCCAUCCAAAAUAAUGAGCUACAAUGGAAAAACCUUUGUCGGAGCCAAAAGAGCCACUGAAAAACUAUUUAUAAAAUUUAUAGAGGAAGUCUCGCCUGAAAUCAUUGAUUGGCAAUUUAUCCCACCAAGUGCCCCACAUAUGGGUGGACUAUGGGAAUCAGCUGUAAAAAGCUUCAAAACACAUUUUAAAAAAGUCUCUGGCACACACAAAUUUAACUUUGAAGAAUUUACUACAUUAUUAACCCGAAUAGAUGUCGUUCUUAACUCACGGCCCCUCUCUGCGCUCUCGCAAGAUCCCUCCGAUUUCACUGCCCUCACCCCUGGGCAUUUUCUUAGAGGAGCUCCACUUCUGGCAAUACCCGAACCAGACGAGCAAUCCUUAUCUUUAAUGAAUCGAUGGGAACGAAUGAAAAUUCUCCAUCAUGAAUUCAGUCGAAGAUGGAAGGAAGAUUAUUUAAAAGACCUCCAUAAAUGAUACUGAUGGAAAAACGCUCAAGAAGCGCCAAAGAUUGGAGACUGUGCCCUAAUUCAUGACGAAUGUCUUCCCCCUACGGAAUGGCGACUCGGCCGUAUAGAGAAACUAUAUCAUGGCUCCGACGGUCAUAUCCGCGUAGUUGAUCUCCGUACACAAAGCGGCAUACUAACUCGACCACUCGUCAAGCUAUGUUUCCUUCUAACCGCCUCUCCUACCGGUUGCGCGAAUACCGGUACCUAAAAUCGUCAAACCGCAAUAAACGCAACAAAGCCGUAACAAAAACCGAGAAUAUCAAAAGAUAAAUAUGGACGUGGAAAUGAUUGAAGCCGCACCAACUCCAACUAUCCGUUCGGAAAUCACCGUGCCCCGCUCGGCAGCACCGC